This is a messenger RNA of Nelumbo nucifera (sacred lotus), 1689 nucleotides long. Its product is annotated as sugar transport protein 5-like. Lineage: Eukaryota; Viridiplantae; Streptophyta; Magnoliopsida; Proteales; Nelumbonaceae. The record is from RefSeq and is a predicted model, not a curated record. Gene Ontology annotation, cellular component: membrane. Gene Ontology annotation, biological process: monosaccharide transmembrane transport. Gene Ontology annotation, molecular function: monosaccharide transmembrane transporter activity.
UGGACGUACGGUGGUGAGACAGUGAGAGAGAGCGAGAUAGAGAAGAUGGCCGGAGGAGGUUUCACCGUUGACAGUAAUGUCUACGGUGUUAAUGCUCGGCUGACUGCAUCAGUGGUGAUAAGUUGUAUCGUUGCUGCUUCAGGUGGCUUGAUCUUUGGGUACGGUAUUGGAAUUUCAGGGGGUGUGACGACGAUGGUACCGUUUCUAGAAAAGUUCUUUCCUUCAAUACUAAGGAGGAUGGAAAAUGCCAAGAAUAAUACAUACUGCAUUUAUGAUAGCCAGGUUCUUACAGCAUUUACAUCUUCAUUGUACAUAGCUGGUCUGGUCGCAUCUCUCUUUGCUGGCCGCCUCACCAGAGCCAUUGGUCGCAAAUCCAUCAUGGUAUUAGGAGGUUUUACCUUCUUAGUAGGUGCAGCCAUCAACGGUGCUGCCUUCAAUAUCGAAAUGCUGAUCUUGGGUCGCAUCUUGCUCGGUUUUGGUGUUGGCUUUACUAACCAGGUAAGUGGGAUCUACCUAUCUGAAACGGCACCAUCAAAAUGGCGUGGAGCAUUCAACACAGGCUUCCAGUUGUUCAUAGGCAUUGGCGUCCUGUCAGCCUAUGUCUUCAACUUCUUCUCCGCCAAGCUCUACUGGGGCUGGCGCCUCUCCCUUGGCCUUGCAGCUGCACCUGCCAUAAUCAUGGGGCUAUGUGCCCUCCUCAUAUCCGACACCCCAAGUAGCCUUGUGCAGCGUGGCAAACUCGAAGAAGCCAGGAGAUCACUGCUUCGAAUCCGAGGAGUGGAGUCGGACAUUGAAGCCGAACUAAACGAUCUUGUGAAGGCAAGCGAAGCCACAAGUGCUGUAAACGAAGAUCCAUUCAAGUCCAUCUUUGAGAGGCAGUACCGGCCCCACCUCGUCAUGGCGGUGGCCAUACCUUUCUUUCAACAGCUGACGGGAAUUAAUAUUAUUGCGUUUUAUGCGCCUGUCCUCUUUCAAUCGGUUGGUUUUGGCAGCGACUCUGCUCUCUUAUCAGCCAUCAUUCUAGGCUCCGUCAAUCUCACCUCAAUCCUUGUAUCCACCUUCAUAGUUGAUCGGUAUGGUAGAAAAGUUUUGUUCAUGGAGGGCGGGAUCCAGAUGGUCGUCUGCCAGGUGACCAUUGCUUGCGUAAUAGGAGCCACGUUGGGGGUUUCUGCAAAUGAAUCCAUGUCCAAAGGCUACUCCAUUUUGGUACUGGUGCUCAUGUGUAUCUACGCGGCUGCAUUUAGGUGGUCAUGGGGUCCUCUUAGCUGGCUCAUACCCAGCGAAAUAUUUCCAAUGAGAAUACGUCCCGCCGGUCAGAGUAUAAGUGUUGCCGUCAACUUCGUGACGACCUCCAUUCUAGCUCAGACAUUCCUGACUAUGCUAUGCCACUUCAAGUAUGGCACAUUUUUAUUCUACGCCGGAUGGAUCACUGUGAUGACAAUUUUUGUUGCUCUCUUCCUUCCUGAGACCAAAGGAGUGCCGCUUGAGUCCAUGCACAAGGUCUGGGAACAGCAUUGGUUCUGGCAUAGGUUUGUUAGCCGGGCCCCACCGUCCGACUUACAAAAACCGACAGAUUGAUCAGUCACUCAGUCUUUAUUUAGCACGUUUCAGGCAGCAUUGAAGGUUUGGUGUGAAGGAUUUGUAGGAUUUGUACGCAUUUGUAGAGCAAAUUUAGAGUUCACAAACCAA